GCCUCAACGUAUCUACUUCCGGUUUACUUGACGCAACGUCCGUGUACCCUCGCCACACUUACUUGUUUCGUGUUCCCUUCUCUUUACCAAACGAGCUCCUUCACAGCACUCUCAUCGGUGUCCCGCAGACGUCACUGAAGAAGAUCUUCACCCUGAGAAACACUAUCCCCUCUAUUUGGAACUGGAGUUGGAGUCGGAGAUGUUGUACAUCAAACAGGAAGCGGAGCCAGACAUUCCCUACAUCAAAGAAGAAGAACAGGAAGAAGAAAUCUUUCCAUUGACCGUCAUUGUGAAGAGCGAAGAAGAUGAAGGUCCAAGCGAAGAGAGCGUAGCAGUGAAACAUUCCAGCGACAGCUCCUUUCAGGACCUGACAACAAAACAAGAAGGACGAUCGCAACCGGACGGCCUCUUCGCUCCACUUUCGGACAGCGACAAUGUAACGUUACACUCUUCUGUCACUGACACAUAUGAGGAGGAGGAUGACUUUGACGCAAAUGCUUUAAAAUCCUUAAACAGGUCAUCAUUGAAAAGAAAUGCAAAAGAAUGUGCGGGUGGGAAACCGUUUGCCUGCACACUUUGCGACAAAGAAUUUUCCCAUAAGACUCUGUUAGAAAGACACACGCGUACACACACUGGAGAAAAGCCUUUUGUCUGCACACUUUGCAACAAAGGAUUUUCUCAGAAGUCUCAUUUAAAAAUACAUAAGCGCACACACACUGGAGAAAAGCCUUUUGUCUGCACAUUUUGUGGCAAAAGAUUCGCCGAGAAGGGAAACUUAAACCAACACACAAACAUACACAGUGGAGAGAAGCCUUUCGCCUGCUCACUUUGUGAUAAAAGAUUUUCUCAGAAGACUCUGUUAGAAAGACACACGCGUACCCACACUGGAGAAAAGCCUUUUUUCUGCACACUUUGCAACAAAAGAUUUUCUCAGAAGACUAAUAAAGAAAAGCAUAUGCUUUCACACACUGGAGAAAAGCCUUUUGUCUGCACAUGUUGUGGUAAAAGAUUCGCCAAGAAGGGAAAUUUAAACCAACACACAAGCACACACAGUGGAGAGAAGCCUUUCGCCUGCUCCUUGUGUGAGAAAAGGUUUUAUUUUCAAUCUCAGUUGACAAGACACAUGCGUAUACACACCGGAGAAAAGCCCUUUGCCUGCUCAGUUUGUCAUAAAAGAUUCUGUCAGAAGAGCUCUUUAAUCAGACACGCAAGAACACAUACUGAAGAGAAACCUUUUGACUGCUCAGUUUUGGCACAAGAUUCACUCAGAAGGGACAUUUAGUAUUUCACGCAAGAAGCCACACUGAGGGAAAACCAAUGAAUUUCAGUGUCUGACAACUUAUUCUGAUUCCUGCAACACAUUUACAGUGGAAAAAGCUUUUCAACUGCCAUAUUCAGUUUCCCGUGAGCCUCUAUUGAAGGUCCCGGUCUUUUUCACAACUAUCCAAUAUUUAUCAUUUUUUAUUAAUCGAAUAAAAUUGAGUUUUCUUUAGGUUAGGUUAUUUGAUAUCAAGCUUGAUCUUUUGUUUUAAUUUGUAUUUUGACUUUUCUGCUACUUUGAUUUACUCAGAUUCAGCUUCUGUCUCCUCUAUUUGUUGCUUUUGUAAAUCCUGUUGUGAAGUGACCUUGAGUGUCUUGAAAGGUGCUUUGAAAUAAAACUUUUUACACUGGUCAACAGACAAAUUUGCACAUUAAAUAUAUAUUUGUAGCUAAAUUGGGGU
This is a messenger RNA of Corythoichthys intestinalis (scribbled pipefish), 1721 nucleotides long. RefSeq names its product gastrula zinc finger protein XlCGF8.2DB-like. Gene Ontology annotation, molecular function: DNA-binding transcription factor activity; RNA polymerase II cis-regulatory region sequence-specific DNA binding. NCBI's taxonomy places the organism in Eukaryota, Metazoa, Chordata, Actinopteri, Syngnathiformes, Syngnathidae. The transcript has 2 exons. The coding region runs from base 200 to 1282 and encodes 360 amino acids. Gene Ontology annotation, biological process: regulation of transcription by RNA polymerase II. The record is from RefSeq and is a predicted model, not a curated record.